Funneliformis mosseae is the source of this 984-nucleotide messenger RNA. NCBI's taxonomy places the organism in Eukaryota, Fungi, Glomeromycota, Glomeromycetes, Glomerales, Glomeraceae. The record is from the annotation of a GenBank genome assembly.
AUGUCUCGAAUGAACUAUUACGGUCAACCCGGUCAACCCGGUCAUUAUAAUCAAUCAGGCCAACCUGGUGAACAAUAUUAUCAAUAUUAUCCUCCACCACCUCCAACGGAACCAAAAUAUAAUCCAAAUGCUCAUCAAUAUUCACCUCCUCCAGUUCCUCCACCUUCAUUUUCACAAUCUCAAUCCAUGGGAGGAGGAAGGGCUGCUAUCUUUUUCUUAUUACAUUUCGUUGCAUUCAUCGCUGUGUCCGUAAUCGCUUUAAGAAAUUACGCAGUACUUCAACGUAGUGGAGCUAAAACCGGUCAAGAUGUUACAUUAAAUUGGAGUAUACUAUGGCUAUUAUUAGUUUGUGUUGGAAUAGUUAUUCAAACUUGGGUACAUGUUACAACUUCCGGAGUUUUUGCUACAUAUUAUUUCCUUGCAGGAACACCUGAAGGAGUUCCUUCUUCACCUACUUUAAAAAGUGCAAAACGUGCUUCAACUACAAGUUUUGGAAGCAUUUGUUUAGGAAGUUUACUCGUUGCUAUUUUACAAGUUAUUGGUGCACUUUUGAGAAGCGCGGCGCAGGAUACCGAUAAUCCGUUUGGAGCUUUUUGUGCCGCUUGUGCUGCGGUACUUGUCGGUUGUAUCGAAUCAUUAUUGCAAUAUUUCAACUUUUAUGCUUAUACGCAAGUUGCAAUUUACGGAAAGUCAUUCUGGGAAUCUGCAAAGGAUACUUGGGCAUUAGUCAAAGAUCGUGGUGUUGAUGCAAUUAUAAAUGAUAAUUUAAUUGGUAACGUCUUAGUUAUGGGUGCAUUUCUCGUGGGAAUUAUCACGGCAUUAUUAAGUUAUUUGUACACGAUUAUAUUUGAACUUUCAUUUAAUCGUAAUGGAGAAUUUACUCCUUUGAUUGUUUUCUUGGGAUUCAUCGUUGGUUUUCAAAUGUUGAAUAUCAUUGGAUCUGUUAUAUUGAGUGGAACUGCUACCACUUUUUUAUUCACGUAG